AAACCACUAUUGAGGCAGCGAGGCUCUGAAGUGACUUAUUGCGCUUCUGGGCUGCAGCUCUGCUACAGAGGAUGCGGUGACAGUAAUAGUAGUAGUUCUCUGAAAAAAACAGAAGCAGACUUAUUCGUCUGUCUCACUGAGUAACCUGGAGUUUGCAAGAGCUGAUCGGACCGUUUGCGGCCUUUACUGUUGUUUGAUGAAUACACCCCCAUUGUGAACCUGCUGGGGGAUCUAAGUGGGGCAGCACCCGGCUUUUAUGAAUGGGAUGCAUGGUUCCUAGGCUAACUGGAAUUGAGGAGCAGUGACAUUCUUUCUGGAAUCCGUAACAAGGAUUGUGUUGAAGACUAAGGAACUGGGAUUAAAGAUUAACAGGACCACUGGCUGUUUUUGUAGCCGUACUGGACGUCUGACUACCUCUGUGCGUGAAGUAAAACUCAGCCAUCAUGCCGAUCCUAAAACAGCUAGUGUCUGGCUCAUCCCACACCAAGCGUCGCUCACGCAUGGACCUGACCCGGGAGAUGAUCAGUGCUCCGUUGGGGGACUUCCGCCACACCAUGCAUGUAGGCCGCAGUGGUGAUGCCUUUGGAGACACCUCCUUCCUCAGCAGCCGCUCUGGGGAGCCUCCUUCUCAAGCGACAUCCUAUCCACACUCACCACGGCCAGGCCUCCUUUCUCGCACCUUCAGGAGCAGCAAGCGCUCCCAGUCUGUCACCAGAGUGGACCAGCAGAGAGACAACACCCUGGUGGUUCCUGAUGGGUCACCCACAUACGUAAAGAAUGCCAUGUCCCUGCCCUUCCUCAACAAUGAUGACAGAGGGGACGGCAUGGUGGCGAAGAGCCUGUCCUCGAGCCCCUUGAAGCACGACAGGGAUUCGGACGGGAGGCCUCUAAAUGGCGCUGCUGCAGCCGCUCACUGUCUGGAGAUGGAUGAAAGGAACUUUGGUGAGCUGACUGAGCUUCCAGAGAGUUCCCAUCACUAUGGAGGUGGGAUGAAGCAUGCCGAGUCAGUUAUGUCCUUCCAUGUCGACUUGGGGCCGUCCAUGCUGGGUGAAAUCCUGGGAGUGAUGGAGAAGGAGGAUGACGAUCUUGGCUACGAGGAGGGUAAGAGCAGUGAGGGUCAUGUCUCGCCAUCUCUCAGCACUCAUGAAGAGGAUGCUGUGGAGGUGAGGAAAGAUGAGGAUAAUGAGGAGCAGGAGGUGGCAGAAGUAGAAGUAGAAGUGGAAGAGGAAGAAGAAGAGGAGGAGGAAGCAGAACUGCAGCAGGUUUCCAUACAUCUAGCCUCCUCAGUGCACCUGGGGCCCGAGCAUGGAGGGCCCUACACUCCAGAGUUCACCCCAGAGACCCGGCCCAAACACCUGCAGAACCUGGACAGCUCUUCCAUGUCCAGCUCUGGCUCUGCUAUCCUGGAGGAGAAAGCAAGCAGCCAGACCUAUGCAGGAGACACAGAUAGUGCUACAUUCAGUGCCCCCCCAGAGGAGGAGAGCAACUUCUCCUCUUUCAUGGAGGAUGAAGAUGAUGAGAUUCGUGUAUGAGAUUACAAAGCCUCCUAAAAACAGGACGGAGCUCGAGAACGGGUUUGUGUGGAUUCACACUUGAACGGAAAUGAGACCUUGUAGCUAGGUGCUGUGGGAAUGGGACUGUGGAGGAGAAGGAGGAGGACUUUGUUGGUUUGUUCCUCCUGCAAGGGGAGAGACUGACUGCUCCUUCUGGAAGAGCAUAAACUCCAUCUGUCACAUAGUCUCUGCCUCAUCCUUCACUCUCUGUUUGUCUGUCAAUCUGUCACUCCCUUUGUGCACUGAGGGAACUGACAUGGAAGAGCACCCGCUCAUCGAAUAUGGAACAUUCCAGAAGUAAAUGUGGACGUGGCAAGGAGUGGAGGAAAGAAGUUUUUAGGAAAGACACUUUCCAUAACUAAAGCUCAGUUCACACUUUUCUCUCUCUCUCUCCCCUCACUUCAUGUGUCACAAGAGCUUUGCGUAACUUUUUCAUUCAAUUUCCCUCUCCCUUUGUUGUCUUGCUGUCUGUCUGGCAGUGGCCUGAGCCACGAGGCCUGAGCUGAACAGAGGACCUCUGUCACCACGGGAUCAGUGAUGGGUGUCUUGUCACAAUAAAGGGGGCUGUGUUUCUGUCACUAGAUUGUGGGUUUGUGAGUGUGAAGGCCUGGCUUGAAUCUCCUUCAUCUGAAAAUACAUCAGUAAAGUGCCAUAGACUACUGUCAUAAGAACGCUCUUGACAUUCUUUUUUUGCAGUUUCCUCUCUUAUGUAAAUUUUGGGGUGUUUGUUUUGCUGCUCAAACACUGCAGCUUCCUGCUAUUAAGCUGAACUUCAGAGCCAAAGCCAAGAUCUUUUCCUCUGUUUACUUCACUGUGAGCACCACUCAGGCUAAUACUCAGUGUAAAUUACAGUUACCGGGGCCUGUAAAGCUAAUGGAGAUGCAUUGGCCUGCAGUAACUAUAAACCAUGGUGUUACUACAGGAAGCCAGAGAGGUGAGGAGCAAUGUGCACAAAACUGCAGAGGCAUAGACCGCAGACUGUGGAUAAAAAAAAAAAAAAGAAAAAAGCUUGCUUUUCCCUUUUCUCUCAAUCCAUCACCAGAUCGCUUUUUCGCUUUUGAUACAGUUGAAGUCAUAAUUAAGAUUUCUUUGAACUCACAUGAAUUCAGUAUCUUCGCUCUACUAAUAUGUGCAUUUCUUUGGCAUUAAAGUCGGAGCUGAAGUCUCUUUGAUAACCACAUCCUUCCUUGUUUGUGUACAUCUGAGAAACUGCAAUGGUGCAACUGAACCGAGUUUGUAAGAGAUCUGGGUCCUCCAUAUGUUGCCUUUGUGUCAGUUACAGUUUUCACCACUACUUGUGAGGAGGGCUUCAGAUCUGUGUCAGCACCGGUGAACCAGCAGGCACAGUUUAACCAUACACUACUGUUUGGUGUUUAUUGUUAGCUGUUGUUUUGUUAUCUAUGAAAAAUAUUUGCUAUGUUUAUGUUUUGUCUACUCUGAAAGAGCAAAUGAAAAAGAAGACACAGUCACGGAUGCAUGGGCCGCAAGAAAUAAAGAAAGCUUGUUAUUUUUAUGCAAGCUGCAUUGAGUGUCACAGCAACUCCACUUUAUCUCUUGCGUCAUUAAAACCAUGGCGAGAAACUACUGAGGCUGACAUUGUGACAACUGGUUUCGAUGCCAUAGCUGAAACUGACAGAUGUGCCAAAUCAGUUUCUAUACACGAAUAAUUUUAGUUGUGGAGCUCACUGUCUUUCUGCCCUUCUCUCCUGAGUAUUAUUAACCAUCACUGAAAUUAAGUUGGGAGUGACUGAGUUUUAGCUUGCAGGUUGAAAAAUACAAUGACAUUGUAAUUGAAUAUUGUUCUAAAUCAGAAUCUCCUGCAGAAAAAAAGCAACAACAAUGAUUUAGGUAACUGGAUAUUUAUACACGUCAUUGAAACACUAAAUAUUUUUUUAAUAAGGCUAAGCACAUUUCACUUGCUUAACAGAUUUCAUUAGCCAAAUAUUCAGGCCAAUCCAUUGUUCAGUAAUAUUAAGAAGAUUAUUUGUAAAUGGGAAAUGUUAAUGUGGAGUUUGUUGCCCUUUCCUGUAUAAUGUUGUAUAUUAUGCCUUACUAUUUCUUUCUUUGCGUAAGAAUAAAAAUAAUGUAUAUUUA
Myripristis murdjan (pinecone soldierfish) is the source of this 3647-nucleotide messenger RNA. RefSeq names its product CDC42 effector protein (Rho GTPase binding) 4a (gene cdc42ep4a). The record is from RefSeq and is a predicted model, not a curated record. NCBI's taxonomy places the organism in Eukaryota, Metazoa, Chordata, Actinopteri, Holocentriformes, Holocentridae. The transcript is spliced from 2 exons. Gene Ontology annotation, cellular component: cytoplasm; plasma membrane; cytoskeleton. Gene Ontology annotation, molecular function: small GTPase binding. Gene Ontology annotation, biological process: regulation of cell shape; positive regulation of actin filament polymerization; Rho protein signal transduction. The coding region runs from base 444 to 1532 and encodes 362 amino acids.